Messenger RNA from Arachis stenosperma, 2286 nucleotides. RefSeq names its product protein FAR1-RELATED SEQUENCE 5-like. Gene Ontology annotation, biological process: regulation of DNA-templated transcription. The transcript has 7 exons. Gene Ontology annotation, molecular function: zinc ion binding. NCBI's taxonomy places the organism in Eukaryota, Viridiplantae, Streptophyta, Magnoliopsida, Fabales, Fabaceae. The coding region runs from base 1 to 2286 and encodes 761 amino acids. The record is from RefSeq and is a predicted model, not a curated record.
AUGGAACGCUCAAAUCCGGAAGGGAAACCGAAUAGCACAGUGAUCAAUGCUAGUGAAGGCAAUGAUGAAUUGAAUGACGAUGGCGUUGUUAGUCAAGAGGGUUCCUUGGUCGACGAAAUCACCGACGUCAUGGUGACGAGAAAUGAUGAGUUGGAUUUAAGACACGAGUUGCCGGAUCAUAGUGGGCUCAGUGAAAAGGAAAUCCCAGUCAUAGAAAUGAGAUUUGAUUCGCUGCAUUUAGCACAGGAGUUUUAUGCAAGUUAUGCAAAGAAAUUGGGGUUUGUAACUAAAGUCAGGAACACGAACUUCGAAAAUAUGCGGAAGGACGCAAAGAUACCCAUUAAUCACUCUCUUCACUGCACUCGAGAGGGUUAUCGAGAAUCUCGUGUUAAGGCAGUAACUAGGUCAAACAGAAUAAUAGCCACGAAAUGCAAAGCAAGAAUGUAUGUCAUGCUAGACAGGGAGAAGGAAUGUUGGGUUGCGUCCAGGGUAGAAUUGAGGCAUUCUCACCCCUGUUCGGCUAAGAAAGCUGUCCACUAUCAUGAGUACCGAGAGCUGACCAUGCAUGCCAAGUGCAUCAUUACGGAUAACGAUGAAGCUGGCAUAAGACCCAACAAGACGUAUCUAGCACUGGCAAACAAAGUUGGUGGGUCUUCAAACCUGAGUUUCUCAGAAAAGAAUGUCAGAAAUUACAUUACAAACAAUCUCCGAUGCUCCGAUGACAAUGCGGACUUCAAUGGGAUGAUGAAUUAUUUUGUUCGAAUGAAGGAAAUCAAUCCCAACUUCUUUUAUGCCAUAGAUGUUGACGAUGCUAAUAAAUUUAGGAGCGCACUCUGGGUAGAUGUAAUGUGCAGGACUUCGUAUGAAUAUUACGGAGAUGUGGUAUCGUUCGACACCACGUACAGGAGAAACAGGCAUGGUCUACCGUUUGCAUCCUUUGUCGAUGUAAACCACCAUGGGAAGUCUACUCUUCUUGGCUGUGCUUUACUUGGCAAUGAGGAGAUCCCUAAUUUCGAGUGGGUGUUCACGCAGUGGGUGAGAUGCAUUGGGACUGCGCCAAAAGGGAUCAUCACUAACCAGUGCAAGGCGAUGGCUGGUGCUAUAAGGAAGGUCCUACCUGAUACUGUCCACAGAUGGUGCAUUUGGCACAUAAUGAAGAAAACACAAUUCAAGUUUGGUGGCUACGCUAGGUACGGAGAGUUGAGUGCAAUGAUGAAUCACAUUGUGUAUAACUUUCCUUCGAGUGAAUCGUUUGAAGUUGAUUGGGCUGCUUUCAUCAAAGAAUUUACGUUAGGCCAGAACAGAUGGUUAGCAUAUCUUUAUGCGAAUCGACGUAAGUGGGUGCCAAUAUUCUUCAAGAGUGAAUUUUGGACCGGCAUGAGGAGUACACAGCGGAAUGAAAGUAUGCACGCAUUCUACGGUGGAUACCUGCAUUGCAAGAGUGUGUUGGUUCAGUUCGUCCAUGAAUACGAUAACGUGCUUGGAAACAAGGAGCAAAAGGAGCUUGAAGAUGAUGAUGCGGACUCGAAAGGAGUCAUCCCAUGUAUAGGAAGCACAGGCAUUGAGCGACAGUUUCAGCAGGAAUACACCAGUAAUAUGUUCCGGACCCUUCAGUUAGAGUUUGACCUUUUGAGUCGAAAGAGUCGGUGCGAGUGCAACAAAUUUGAAUCCGUUGGUAUAUUGUGUUGCCACAUCCUUGCGGUCUGGUCAUACUAUAGAGUUGACACAGUACCGAGCUGCUAUGUUCUUCCUCGAUGGAGUAAGAAUGUCAUCCGCAAGCACACUUACAUUAAGAGUAGCCAUGACGUGACUAAGAGUAAUGAAAGCCACAAUUUGUUCAGGCAUCUGUGUUCGGAGUUCUAUAACGUUGCUCAGGAGUUUGUUGCUUGUGAAGAGGAAGCAGCCAUCUUGCGAGCUGCCCUUUCGGAUGCAAAGUCCAAGCUGACUGAUCACCGUGCCAGCAUGCAUUCCACUACUCUUGAUGGGACUCAGAAUACGAUGCCCACACGGAGCACAUGCGAUGUUAUUUUACAUGACAUACAGGGACCCUCAAGGGUGAAAACCAAAGGACGGCCGAAGGGUAAGAGACUUGGAGCAGAGUUGGACAAGUCAAUUAAGAAGUCAAUGGAAAAAAGGAAGAGGAAAUCACAACCGGAUGUUGUUGACCUUCAGACAGAUAAUGAUCGCCAAGGUUCUGUAGACAACAGAUUUGAGGAUUCUACUAUAUGGAAUUCAUCAGAUGGUGGCGGAUUCAUGGACCUGUUGAACUCUUUUAGGCAUUUAUAG